CUUAUUACUAUUUAGUUCCUCCUCGCAAUGAAGCCCCGAGCCCCCGGGCUAACGUCUCUAUUGUACAUCACUGUCCUCUUCAUUUGCCUGCUCUCUUUCUCUGCUGCUCUAACCUCCCAACUAUCUGCUCUACUGGAGGAACCUGUGAAAUUGAGUAUACCUCGAGACAGGGCAAGGUCUUUGCACAUGAUUGUCGAAAAGGUUGUCGAUGCUGGGGAUAAUGCAGUGAUCAAUUUUGAUCUUCUCGUGGAGGCUAUGAGCAACCCCGAGAAUGAAUAUCUUUGUCAACUACCGAACUCUACGGAGCUCUUUGCACAAGCUGGUUAUCAGUUCCUAGAUGUGGACAAGAGUGAUAGUAAUGAUAAGGUGCAGGUCACAGCCUGUGAGCGAGUGGAUACAAAUGGAUCUACCACAGUUCCACCCCUACCGGAGCAGCCAGAAGCACUAGCAUUUGGCUGUAGCGCUUUCGAUGCGAUUUCGUCGAUGUCUCCGGAUCAGCUGUGUAUGGAAGAAGGAAGGAUGGCUUAUGAUUACUUUCAUUCACCCAUUCCCGCUGGCUUCAACAGUCAGUGUAACUGUCAGCAAGCAACUAGAUGCAAGGAUGGCGAGUCGUGGCCUGUUGACAAGGCCGGCAACACUUACCCGGGUCGAACAGCGGAUGAGGCAUGGUGGGAGGCGACUCGCGAUGACGAGUGGAAAUACGAUACAGCAGUGUGCACUACUACAGGUUGCUCUUGCUGGUUGGCUUGUACUAAGGAAGAGUAUGAUCCCUGUAAGGGAGUGUUUGUGGGGGAUGGCCAGCUGACGGUGAACCAGAUCAAUCAGUAUCUCUACGACGGGUACCCGCAGCCGCCGACACACGAUGGAAGUGGCUCGUCAACGACGAAUUCACAGGCCGAUCCUCAGUUCCGGUUGCAGUAUAGGAUUUCGGGUUUCAAUGAUAUGAACGCAGCGAUAGCAGAGGCUAAUCGAAUAAGGAAGUUGGCCCCCGAGCUCGGCGCUUCUGUGCAGAACGCGUUCGGGUCCGCAGCAGAGGUUGCCUUAACUGAGAAGAAUUCUAUCGAGAUGCUGGAAGUGGACAACCCUGUGUCCAAGGACCAGACUCGGAGCCUGUUGGGCAUUUUUUCCUACGUUGGAAUAUUGCCAUCCAGCUUUCAAUCGUGUGCGAGUGAUAUGGCGAGUGGUACGUUCGGUAGUGAUAAAAAUACGCAAGUCGCGAUACAAGAGCAGGCAGAGGACGUUAAGGUUUACACGGAGGUCCCUACUGGGAUGGAUAGCGAGAAAUCUGCGAAACAGAUGUGGAACCUAAUUGACGGUGCUAUGUUGACGAAUUGUGCUAGCCGGGCCAGUAUUAACAGCGGGGAUAUCCCGAUGAUGGAAGUACAGCAGGCGAGCGAUCCGGGCAGUGCUCCUACGACUCAUAAGAGCGCCUCUUUGCCAUG
This is a messenger RNA of Perkinsus marinus ATCC 50983, 1442 nucleotides long. RefSeq lists its product as hypothetical. The transcript is spliced from 4 exons. Lineage: Eukaryota; Perkinsozoa; Perkinsida; Perkinsidae. The annotation marks the transcript as partial. The record is from RefSeq and is a predicted model, not a curated record.